Onychostoma macrolepis is the source of this 3853-nucleotide messenger RNA. It is a transcript of the gene slc25a37, whose product is annotated as solute carrier family 25 member 37. Gene Ontology annotation, biological process: iron import into the mitochondrion. The transcript has 4 exons. Gene Ontology annotation, cellular component: mitochondrial membrane. The coding region runs from base 154 to 1158 and encodes 334 amino acids. The record is from RefSeq and is a predicted model, not a curated record. Gene Ontology annotation, molecular function: ferrous iron transmembrane transporter activity. NCBI's taxonomy places the organism in Eukaryota, Metazoa, Chordata, Actinopteri, Cypriniformes, Cyprinidae.
CCUGGCGCGGGGCCGCUGCGUCACGGUGACGUCGCGGCGUCGCUGAAGUGACGCUGUCAGUGGUAGUGGUAAAAAUGUGCGGGCUCGUGCUGCCGUUACACAUCUCCGCGCAUCACUCGUGCGUUUAAACCUUCCCAGCGCCGCCCUUCACGCAUGGAGUUGCGCACCGAGACGGUCCUGGCGAGUCUGGAGAUGUCGGAGGUGAAAAGCGACGAGGAUUACGAGAGUUUGCCCGCUCACGCGUCCCUCUGCACGCACAUGACAGCGGGCGCCGUGGCCGGAGUGCUGGAGCACACAGUCAUGUACCCCGUGGACUCGGUCAAGACACGUAUGCAGAGUUUACAGCCGGACCCGAAGGCCCAGUACAGAAGUGUGUACGGUGCACUGAAGAGGAUUGUACAGACAGAGGGCCUCCUUCGGCCCCUGAGGGGCCUCAAUAUCACUGUGCUGGGAGCCGGUCCCGCACACGCACUCUAUUUCGCCUGCUACGAGCGGAUUAAGCGCAGCCUUAGUGACGUCAUACAGAACGGCGGCAACAGUCACAUUGCUAACGGUGUGGCGGGAAGUGUUGCCACUGUCCUCCACGAUGCUAUCAUGAACCCAGCAGAAGUGGUGAAGCAGAGGAUGCAGAUGUACAACUCUCCAUACCGCAGCCUGUAUGACUGCGUCCUGACGAUCAGUCGCAAGGAAGGACUGGCCGCCUUCUACCGCAGCUACAGCACUCAACUGACCAUGAACAUCCCCUUCCAGGCCGUCCACUUCAUCACGUAUGAAUACAUGCAGGAACAUUUUAACCCCCAGCGCCAGUACCGGCCCGAGACGCACAUCCUGUCUGGAGCGGCGGCCGGAGCCGUGUCUGCUGCCGUAACCACUCCGCUAGACGUGUGCAAGACGCUGCUAAACACGCAGGAGAACGUGGCGCUCAGCUCGGCGCAUGUCAGCGGACAUCUCUCUGGCAUGGUCAACGCGCUCAGGACAGUGUACCGGCUGGGCGGCGUGCCGGCCUUCUUUAAAGGCAUCAGAGCGCGGGUGAUUUAUCAGAUGCCGUCUACGGCCAUCGCCUGGUCCGUGUACGAGUUCUUCAAAUACUUUCUGACCCAACAGGACCCGCACAUCCAGGAACUGAGGAGGGACGCUCACAAGGCCAGCCCUACAUGAGGCCCGCUAGCGCUGAAUCUGUUCAGCCCAUCCAAAGAGUGAGCGUGAGGACCAACAGACGACAGAAGACGCCUUCGGCUCAAAGGGGAAAGUAGACACUCAUUUCUUAUGCAGUAGACACUCCAGCCGCUUCUGUGUUUUUGCUAACGUAUUAAUUUAUUGGAAGAGUUUAAUGUUACAAGAAUGUAUGGACGCUGCACACUACAGACAGUUUCUUGUAAACAUGACUGAAACAGGAAGGUAAUUUAUGAUUGAGCGUGAUGGUAUGCCUCUGUAUUUAUAUCUGCUCAAUGACACAACAAACCGGUGCGGUAGAACGUUUUUUUUAUUUUAUUGGCUUUUCUGGACUUUUUAAUAUUUUAGGGGUUCAGGAGAGUUUGCUCUUUAUUACUUUUUUUUUUUUUUUUUUUUUUUGUAUUUUAUAAUUUAAGACAUUCCUGAAUUGUUGCUCAAGAUUAAUAAGAGCAAUUUUUAUUAUUAUUAUUAUUAUUGCCUAAUCCUCUAUGAAAGCUGCCUGAGCUUCAAGCUUUGCUUUUUUGGUUCUAUUUUUUUCUUUUUCUUUUUUUUUUAACCUUUGUUUUAUCAAGAAAAUAUGAAUGCAUAUUGAUCUCAAUCAGGGAAGAUGGCGUGUUUAAUUUGACUUAAAUAAAAGUGUGGCUGUGAGGAAUGGAAGUUCAAUAGGUUCAGUAUUAAAAUCAAGAGGUUUUGGCCUCUGGAAUUUUUACAGUGAACAAACGCAGCCUCAUUUUUAUUCAUGUUCAAUUUAAUUUCAUUAACCCUGACAAAAGUUCAAGAAUAGAUUAUUUGUGCUAUGAAUACUCCAAAUAUUUGACACUUCUAAUUUUAGAUGGACUAAUCUACUGUUGAAAUUAGAUUUCCAAAGAAUUGGAUGCUAAUUUAAUCAAACUGCCUGAUUUCAGUACACUAAAGCGCUUAGGAUUUCUAAAUUAGUUGUUUUUUUGGUGUGAUAACUUUUUCUUUUGCUGUUUAAGGACAUGGUUGUCAACGAUGUAUAUAUGUUACCAGUCAAGCCUGUGACAUAAUUAUGAGAUGUGAUCUAUGCAGUGGGUUUUGCAGCUUUAGAGGUUUUUCUGCUUGUUGAAACCCUGAGAAUGGAGAGCGUGCAGCUCAAAUCCCAAACCCAGAAUGAAAUCUUUAUUCCUUAAUGAAGUAGAUAGGAGGUUUCAUAGCUGUGACAAUCUAUUUCAGUCUGGGAGCAGAUUUAUUCUGUUUCUGAGCCGUUUGUGAAUAUGCAGCUGACUCAUCCUUUGUGUUCUGCCUCUCUGUGAAUCUCUAGAUUCAGUCGCCCAUUCAGAAGAAGGCUUGCCUUGUUUUCCAGUAAUAGACCGUGUGCGAGAGGGUUUUCAUAGUGCUGUCAAACGUUUAAUCGCAUCCAAAAAAUUAUUUUUUUUAGCCUAUAUUUAUGUAUAUAUAAAUACACACAUACAGUAUAUUUAGAAAAUAUUUACGUGUACAUAUAUUUAUAAGUUAAAUUCUAUGAAUAUAAAUAUUUAAUAUAUAAACAUAGCAUUUUCUUAAAUCUAUAUGCAUGUGUGUCUUUUUAUAUACACACACACACACACACACACACACACAUUAUAUAAACAAAUACUUUUAUUUUGGAUGUGAUUUAAUGGUUUGACCGCACUGGUUUCUGCUUCUACUGAGCUGACCGGUUCAGCUCUAGCUGUUCUGUUUGGUCUGUGCCUUUCCUGUGUCCCCUUCUCUCUCUCUCUCUCUCACUUCCUGUUCCCUUGGACUUUUGUCCUCUGCCUUCUGUUUAUUUCAUCUCAGAAAGUUUGGACGUUCUUAAUGCCAGUUUAUUUGCCUUCUGAUUAAAUGCUUAUUGGUUUAGUACUUGAUUUGCUGUGUGUUUCCAGCCCACCGGUUUAUUUUUAUUAAUUUUUUUUGGUUUCUUCCAACUAGCAUCUUAUUCACUACCAUUACGGUAUAGCUUAUAUAUCACUAAUUUACACAUUUGACCUUUCGGGUUGGGGAACAAUGAUGUAUGACGUAUUGAGACUUGUAUAGUGACGUGUUUUAGGUUUUUCUCUUUUAGGGUGCAACUGAGAUGAUGGAUGUGGUGAUAUUUCUCACGAGGGGCAGCGAUAGCAGAUUUUGAUUUGAUUAAGGACAGAUUUCCGUUACCCUUUGGCUCCGUGUUGUACGGUGGAAACCCCAUGGGUUUGCUUUCUCUGGGUCCAGCAUUUUUAAAUGCUGCUUAUCUGUACUUGCUCUGCAAAACUAGCUGUUUUAAAAUGCACAUUGUAUUUGAAACCAUUUUAAAUUGUGUACGUUUUUAAAGGUUUUGCUUUUGGGUCCAAUAUUAACAACACUCCGUUUGCUCUGUGUAUAUUGAUCUUGUCCGAUCAUCACUAUGUACCAUGCUCUCGAGAAAACAUGAAACCGAUUGAUCAAUGUCUUAUUCUGAUAUUUGCCCAUUGCAGUGAAGUGCUGCAGUGUUACUCUAAAUAUGUGUCUUGAACCAAUUCAUGUCUUGGCCGCUCUGUGCGCACAGUGUAGAAGAAGUGGGGAGAUUUUGAAAUAAAAAAUAGUGCCAUCUAGUGUACGCAAGUUAUGUUUUGUUUUUUUACUGCAAUGAAAAUGUAAAAUGUAGACUCUUAAACUGAUUGGUGGAAAUGCUGCUACAGUUUGAAACACUGGAGCUGAAAUAAAAUGCACAAUGAUCAAAUGA